CGCGGGUGGCGGACGUUCGGCGGAAAAACUUGGAGGCUGCGGUCCCAAAACGAGCGAAGAAACUUUAACUGAAGCCGAAACUGAAACUGAAACUAAAACCAAAACCAAACUCAGACCAAACGAGACUUAAAAGAGAAAAGCGAAGAACGUGUGAUAAGAACAGCAGAAACAACAACAACGACAACAGCUACAACAACAGCAGCAGCAACCAAUGUUGACUUUUGAUUUUCGAGCGCGUGUGUUUGGAUUUAUUUCUUUGCCAUUUAUAAUAUUCGUGCAAAACAAAACAAAAGCAUAGUAACAACAACUAAACGUGGUUCAACUAAUUCGUUAAUUUUUGUUUUCACUUUUUUUUACUGUGCGUACGAGUGUGUGUGCGUGUGUGUGUGCGUGCGUUAGUUUUGUUUGCUUUUUAAUUAGUUUCGACUCUUGUUUUGAUUUUUGUCAUUCCCUCUUCUUUUUUUUGAGCGAGAGAUCUUUCUGUUUUGUGUUUUAACAGAACAAAACAAAGAAGCAGGCGAAACGAGAGCGAAAACAAGCAUGUGGCAGCCAUGAGGCGGCAGCGCUCCACUCGCCGCCAGCUGUUAUUAUGUCCGGCCACUUGUUGCAGGCAUUCAUGAUGCAACUGAAACUGCGGCGACCGGCGGCACAGCAAACUCGAUUCCAGUCUCCACUGGGCUGCGGCCACGAAAAACACUCAUACGCCAUGUGGGCGCGAGGCGAUCGGUGGAUGUUGCAAGAACGGCAGCCAACAACAACAGCAGCGACGGGCGCCACACUGGCCCACGGCCAAGGCUAGGGCUAAGGCUAGGGCCACUGCCACAGCCACAGCCACCGCCACACAGCACCACCACCACCCCAAACCAAACCAAACCACCCACACCACCAGCAGCUAUAGUAAUACAAAACACAACACAACCACCACCACCACCGCCACCAGCAGACACAACAACAACAAAGGCUGCAGGAACAACAAAAACAACAACAACAACAUUCAACUGAAACAUCAAGGAAAGUUGAAGAAUUCCGUUGAACUCGAACGAAACGAAAAUAUCAAGGAAAUGUCUGAGUCGCGCCGACAGUCGGUGAGCUCCAGGGCGAUGCCGCCGGGCGUUCUGGUCAACGAUAGCCGGGCGAACUCCACCGAUGACAUCCAGAUCGCCUUGGCGCCCCACAUCCAGACCUACCUGAGCCAGACUGGCCGGCGGCACUCCUGCUGCAGCGUGAUGCUCCCAGUGGCCUUCGAGCGGGCGGCGGCCAAGUCCUGGCUGGACCCCAAGUUCGACUCCCCGGUCCUCGAGGAGCAGUACCAGGCCAGCGUCUUUCCACACGUCCGGAUGCGGUACAGGUUCACCCUCUCGUACAUCCUGCUCUGCUCGCUGAUGUGGUGCCUGUACUUCGUGGUGGAUGGCGGAUCGGAGGACUUCUGGCGCCCCAUCUCCAGCUCCUUCUCGAUGCUCUCGCUGGUCACCAUCAUGGCGUUGUGCUUCACCCACUGGGACCUGUACAGGGAGCACCGAACGGUGACCUCGGCGGUGACCGCGCUGCUCCUCUGCGGCGCCUCCUUGGCCUUCCUCACCUACACGGGCAGGGCGUUCAGUCCGCUGGGCCACUUCGCCAUCUGCCUGGAGAUCGUCCUGCUGAUCUACACGGCGUUGCCCAUGCCCUUGUGGCUGGGCGCCAGCACUGCGAUCAGCUAUUCGAUUGCCUUCGAGAUGGUCUCGCACAUGGUCAUCGGAUGCAGUGCCAUUCAUGGCGGACCCAUGCACGGAGGAGCAGGAGAAGCAGCAGGAUCGGGAGGAUCGGGAGUGGAGGCGAACGGAGAUCCCAGCAAUAGGAUACUCAUCCUGCGGAUCAUGGCCCACCUGAGUGUGCAUUUGGUGGGCGUGCAUGUGCUGAUCAUGAAUCUGGUGCGCAUGCGCGGCACCUUCAUGAAGGUGGGUCAGAAUCUCCUCGUGCGUCGCCAAUUGGAGAUGGAGAAGCAGCUGAAGGAGAAGAUGAUACACUCGGUGAUGCCGCCGAAAGUGGCCGAUAUGCUGCUCAAUGAGGGUGGCCCGUCGGGUCUGGAUGCCAGUGGAUUGCCACCGGAAUCGCACUACAUGCGACCACGUGCCUCCAACGAUGUGAAGUCCCUGUUCCGACCCUUUCACAUGCACAGCAUGGAGAACGUAAGCAUCCUGUUCGCGGACAUCGUCGGCUUCACCCGCAUGUCCUCCACGAAGACAGCCGAACAGCUGGUGGAGAUACUCAACGAUCUCUUCGAGCGUUUCGACGACCUCUGCUCGCUGAGUGGCUGCGAGAAGAUCUCCACGCUGGGCGACUGCUACUACUGCGUGUCCGGUUGUCCAGAGCCACGGGCGGAUCAUGCCAUUUGCUGCGUGGAAAUGGGUCUGGGCAUGAUCGAUGCCAUGCGCUGCUUCGACGCCCAGCGCCACGAGGGCGUCAAGAUGCGAGUGGGCGUCCACACGGGCACCGUUCUCUGCGGCAUCGUCGGCACGCGGCGGGUGAAGUUCGAUGUGUGGAGCAACGACGUCAGCCUGGCCAACAAAAUGGAAUCCUCGGGAAAACCGGAGCAGGUGCACAUCUCGCAGGAGACAUCCAGCUUUCUGGGCGAUGCCUACUAUCUGGAGGAGGGCGAGGAGGUGUUUGGUCAUCGCACGUACUUCGUGGUGGGAAGACGACGCGACUUCACACGCACCAACAGCCUGAGUCCCAGCAUGCCGGCGAAUGCCACUGGCAGCUCCCUGCUCUUGCCCGGCGCCCAUGGCGCCUCCCUUUCGCAGAGUGCCACCAACGUGUCGGUGGUGCAGCCGAACGUUCCACCCGCCUCGCCGGUGGGUCAGCUGUCCAGCUCGCUGAAUCCCUCGCCGGUGCUCUCCAUGCGACCGCGUCUCACCUCGCUGAGCAUGAAGAUGCGCAAGAAAUCGCAGAACCGCGACCGCGAUGUGGAACGUGGCAUUAUCCAUCCGGCGGCCGCGGGCGUUCCUCCGGUGAUUGUGGUACGGGAGCGCCCCAAGAUCAUCAUCACCACCAAGUCGCUGCCCGGCAGCCUGGACUCUGAUGAACAGCCGCCAGUCAGUCCACCGUUGCCACCACCGGCAAAUCCUCCAGCGACGGAAACGCGUUCGAAGAUCAAGCUAAAGGUGUGGAAAAUUCCACGAUUUCUCAAGCGAUUCGAGGAUUUAACCAACAGAAGCAGCUGCGGCAGCAUCUCAUCCGCCGCUCAUCUGGAGAAGGAAAGGGAGAGAGAGCGGGAGCGGGAGAAGGAGGAGCUGCACCAUCAGAACCAACUGAAUCCCGAGGAGACGUUGGCAUUCAUGGACAACCAGAUGCAGAAUGGCAACGGCUGUGGCUAUCAGCAGCUGCCCGUUUUGGUAGAGUCCAACCAUCGCACCCAGACCCUGGACAUCCCGGCCGCUCGUCCGGUGCUCCAUCAUGCAGCUACAUCCACGGCACUGGCCAGCAGCGUGCUCCGAUCGCCGGAGGCGGCCGUCAGUGGAGGCGGGGGAUGCUGCUCCCCUGGUCAGUUCUCCAUGUACGACGACAUCAUCGAUGUGCGAUCCUACAUCAGCCAGUCAAGGAGCGACAUAUCGCCAUUCGGUCGUUCGGGCAGCUAUAGAUCGCAAUGUGGCCGCCAGUCAACGGGAGGGGUGAACGGAGCAGGAGGAGCAGCGGGAGCAGCAGGAGUUGGGACCGAGGGAAGAGCUGGUACCUCCCAGGCAGCGCCACCAGUGGAGCAAUCGCCACUACCGCGGCCACGAGCCUCCACUUUGGCUACCGGAAGACCCACACCGAAUAGCCUGGAGCCGGGCACUUCGUCCACGAGUCCCUGCUGCUUGCCAGCUCCGGGCAACUCCGGCGGAUGUGGUGGCAUCUUCCCGCCCACACACUCGCGCCAGUCGAGCAUCUGCCCAUCGGCCACUUCGCGCAAGGAUUCCGGCAUCAAGAGCAACUCGCGCAGAUCCUCGAUCCAGCAGCAAAUCUAUGCACUCAACCAGACGGCGAUUAGUCAACACAGGGUCUCCGGUUACUUCACCAGCUCCACGUCCAGCAUCUCCAAUUUGGGCGAGGUGCAGGGACUGGGACUUCCGCUGGCGGUGCAACCACCACCGCCUCUCCUGAUGCCCGCCUGCUCCUCGCAAAUGGCGGAUCCACUGGCCGCCUGCCUGCAGCAGUUGCGCAAGCAAUCGGAUCUCCAGCUCAUCCGUUGCGUGCGGGAUAAUGCCAGGUCGCAGAGGAGCUAUCUGGUGAAGCCGCCGUUGCGGAAAUUCAGUCUGUACUUCAAGUCACGGCAGUUGGAGCGCGAUUUCCGGUCGAAGGCCCAUCGCUUUGGAGCGGAAAAUGAGACGGAAGGACCGCCGACUUUGGCCACGCCACGCUAUAAUACCUACAUAGACAUAUUCGUGGGCAUUGCGGUCUAUCUGUGCAUCUCCGUCUCACUGUUCCUGAUGACCCAGAACACGGUGUCGCCGAGCUUCCGGCUGUGGGUGACCCUGUUCUCCUGCUUCACGGGCAUCCAAGUGUUCGCCCUCUUCCUGUUCACCAGACAAAUGUGUCGCCGGCAGAGCGGGAGCAAUGUCAGCAAUCGAUUCAGAUCCAAGUCGACGACCAGUGAGGACUUGGAGCGUGAGGAGCGUGGAGGUGGACCCGGGGGAACACCACACUUCGAGUCCUGUGCCGAUCGCAUUUUCGAGGCCAUAUCCAGCUGGUAUCCGUGGCACAUUUGCCUGGCCGUUCUGAUGGCCAUGCCCGUGCUGCUGAUCAUCGCCAACUUCCUGCUCCUGGACCUGGAGCAACUGGAGGCGUUUGAGUACCACUAUGGAUUCCUGAUCUUUGUGUGCAUCGUGCACUUCUGCAAUUUCACACAGCUCAAUUGCUGGGUGCGGAAUGUGCUGGCCUUUUUGGCAGCACUCUGCUUCAUUGGCAUUGCAGUGUCCCAGUUGAUGGUCUACAGUCACAAUCGGAGUGACCAGCAGCAGGAUCAGGAGGCGUCGAACUUCAUCCAGGAGAUCAAGUGGUUCCAGGACUAUCAUGUGGAAAUCUAUCUGGAUCUGCUGCUCAUCCUGGUGUUGGUCUGGUUCCUGAAUCGCGAAUUCGAGAUUGGCUACCGCCUGACCUUCUACGGCAAUGCGGUGGCCAACCAGGAUAAGGUCCGGGUGCAGAACAUGAAGAACCAGGCGGACAUGCUGCUCCACAACAUUAUACCCAAGCACGUGGCCGAGCAUUUGAAGAACACGGCCAAGUACUCGGAGAACCAUCACAACAUAGCCAUCAUCUUUGCCUCGAUCGUGAACUUCAAUGAGAUGUACGACGAGAGCUAUCUGGGUGGCAAGGAGUUCCUGCGAGUGCUCAACGAACUGAUUGGCGACUUUGAUGAGCUGCUCUCGCGUCCGGAAUUCCGAGCUGUGGAGAAGAUCAAGACAAUUGGGUCAACCUUCAUGGCGGCCAGUGGAUUGGAUCCAUCACAUCGGGGAACGGGCAACGAGCAUAUUCACACCCUGAUGGAGUUCUCGAUCGCCAUGCAGGAGGUGGUGGAUGCGUUCAACAAGGAUCUGUUGGAGUUCAACCUCAUCCUGCGGAUUGGCAUGAACAUUGGCGAUGUGACGGCGGGUGUGAUCGGUACUAGCAAGCUGUACUACGAUAUUUGGGGCGAUGCUGUCAAUGUGGCCUCCAGAAUGGACUCCACCGGGCUGCCGAAUCGCAUCCAGGUGGGCAAGGAUUGCCUGCCCUUCCUCACCAAUCGCUAUGAGUUCGAGCCACGUGGCAGUGUCUAUGUAAAGGGCAAGGAUCACAUGGAGGUGUUCCUCUACACGGCACGACGAGAUAAUCCACUGGAUGAUGAUGAAGCCGAUAAGGUGGAGCAGUUGGCGACCAAGAAGAAGGAGUACGAGGAGCGUGAUGAGGAUGUGGUGCAGGACGAGCAGCAGGAGGAGGACGAUGACGAGGAGGAGGAGGAGGAUGACUUGCACUCCAGUGAGACCACCACGCUCUUCAAGUCGCAGGAAUCGCUGCAGGCGAAUGGUGGCAGCCACUUGGCUCCCACCGCCUCCGCCUCCGCCACAACCACCAGCCACACCCACACGCACGCCAUUACCCUCGCCAACAACAACAACCAUAACAGCAGCAACAACAACAACGACAUUGGCACCAGCACCGCAACAACAACGGCCAACAACAACUCAAUGCCAGUGGAAACUUAGGAAAACUGUGGCAGGGGGCAGGGUAGCAAGGCACUUGAAAAAUGGUUUCAAAAUUGCAUUUAAUGACUCUAACGGUGGGGCAGCAAGUUUCCCAGACAACCAGACAACCAGACCAUCCAACAACCACAAGUGGCUAAGAGUAUGGAGCUGGGGCCAGAAAACCAAACCGGAUCCAGAGGAUACUAAAUCAGAGGGGCGGCGCGACGCGGGGCGGGGCGAGGGAUUUCCCAGGGGGAUGGGGGUUGAAAAUGAAAAAAAGCAACCGUGUUUUUUGUGAUAUAAAUGAAUAUGAAUAGAUAGAAACGUUAGGAACGAUAGAAUCGGGUUAAAGUUGCUAGUGAUUGAUUGGUUGAAUGAUCCAACGAUUGAUUGUGGAUAACUGCGUUUUUUUGGGGUAUUCCAAAUCCAACCAAAAGCAGACCAUCAAAUAUUCGGCAUAUACGAAAUAUGUGUGUAUUUAAGUGUACUAGCCAGUUGACUCAUCUGCACAACCAAACGAAAUGCUUUCUUUCCAUUCUACCACUGUUUUUUUUUUUCAAAUAGUUGUAACUAAACUUAAUUAAACUAAUGGAAAUACGUGGCUUUAAAUGGUAGUAGCGAAAUAUAGAUGUGGAUUGUAUGUAUGUAGAUUCAAUGUACCAUAGAGUUAACCCACUAUAUGCAUAUGCAUAUGCAUAUAAGUAACUAAAUAACAAUUUUUUUUGAGCCAACGAAUGGAUAUUACCUGUAUGUAUUGGCUGUUGUUCAAUGUUGAUCAGUGAGUGUAUAUAAAUGUAUUUAGCUAAAGUUAAAUGAUUGCUGAUUGUGUCUCGCAGACGAAGGUCUGUUUUGCCAUAUAAGCGGGUUUUUUUUUGGUCUGCAGGGGCUUAUGUCUGAUUUCGAAGAAUCAUAACCAAAUGUCUUGAUCAUUGUGUCGUCCGAUUAUAGCUAUUACAGUAAAUGGGGUGGAAAUUGGUUUCCCAGUGUAGUUAAUUUUUUUUUUUAAUUUUUUGGUUGUAAAAUGGUUAUAUUUAACGAUCUACAUAUGUAGUUAUGACAUGCAGCUUUUACAUCAAAUGUAGCCCAGCAAACGACCGAAAAGUAUGCACCAAAAUGCUUGCCAUACACACACAAAGACACGCACUCACCCACCAAAAAAAGCUUUCACCUCACUCACACACACGCACACACACACACACGCACACACACACACCAACCCCCAAGAUGCCGGAAAAAAUAAUUUUUUAGCCUUUUGUAUAAGUUUUGUAUACAAACACACCUUUUGUGCAAUGCAAUGCAAUGCAAUUGCCAGUUUCUAAUGGUACACUUAAGCAAAACUCUAUUUCCGCCACAAAAGAAUAAGACAAAAUUCAAAUAAAACAAAAAAAACUAAAAUCAGUGAAAAUAUAUUGCAAUGUAAACGUGUAUGUGUAUCGAAACCUAUGGACCCUAUUGUAUUUUUAUAUUAACAAAACAAGUAUUUUCUACUAAUUUAUUGAACGAAAAAAAACUAAAAAGACGUACAUUUUUUUCUUGUCUUUUUGAAACCUCUAAGUGUACAUACUACAUGAUAUACAUAUAUAUACAACAUAUAUAUAUGAAUAUUUAUAUUUAUAAUUGUAUAUUUUUAUAAAACAAAAACGAAAACGAAACUGAAGAAAAAAAACAAUUGAACUCAAAGAGCGAAUGAUAUUUAUGAGAAGUCUAGCAGUCAGUCCUGUUUACGAUGUGUAGAAAUGUUUAAAUGUUGUUAACGCUGAGAUACAAACAGCAGCCAUCCAUGGCCAUAACCAAAUGUAAAUGGAUCCUACGUGUGUCCUACGUGUGUUUUAGCAAACGAUUUCAAAGAGUUUAUCGAAAUGUUAUAGGCAAACCUACUAAGCGAGAUGUGUAGAAAUAAAAAUAAACCAAGGC
This is a messenger RNA of Drosophila teissieri, 8093 nucleotides long. It is a transcript of the gene Ac13E, whose product is annotated as adenylate cyclase type 9. Gene Ontology annotation, biological process: intracellular signal transduction; adenylate cyclase-activating G protein-coupled receptor signaling pathway; cyclic nucleotide biosynthetic process. The transcript is spliced from 6 exons. The record is from RefSeq and is a predicted model, not a curated record. NCBI's taxonomy places the organism in Eukaryota, Metazoa, Arthropoda, Insecta, Diptera, Drosophilidae. The coding region runs from base 1062 to 6200 and encodes 1712 amino acids. Gene Ontology annotation, molecular function: adenylate cyclase activity.